This is a messenger RNA of Vespa mandarinia (Asian giant hornet), 1740 nucleotides long. Its product is annotated as cyclin-dependent kinase 9-like. The record is from RefSeq and is a predicted model, not a curated record. Gene Ontology annotation, cellular component: nucleus. Gene Ontology annotation, biological process: protein phosphorylation. Gene Ontology annotation, molecular function: cyclin-dependent protein serine/threonine kinase activity; RNA polymerase II CTD heptapeptide repeat kinase activity; ATP binding. NCBI's taxonomy places the organism in Eukaryota, Metazoa, Arthropoda, Insecta, Hymenoptera, Vespidae.
CAGUGUUACGAGUUUUGUGAAUUAAUGUUUUGUAUUAUUUUUUGUUUGGAGCAAACAAUAUGAAUACAAAAGAAAAAGAAAAAUAUAUCGAAGAAUUUGAUUUUCCUCAUUGCGAUGAAUCUUCUAAAUAUGAAAAAGUCGCAAAAAUUGGCCAGGGUACUUUCGGAGAAGUUUUCAAAGCGAGGGAUAAAAAAACUAAUAAAAAAUUCGUAGCUAUGAAAAAAGUUUUGAUGGAUAAUGAGAAAGAAGGGUUUCCUAUAACUGCACUAAGAGAAAUAAGAAUAUUACAAUUAUUGAAGCAUGAAAAUGUAGUGAAUCUUAUAGAAAUUUGUAGAACAAGAGGAACUUUUGCAGCGACACAGUACAAUCGAUAUCGGUCUACUUUUUACCUCGUAUUUGAUUUUUGCGAACAUGAUCUUGCUGGUUUGUUAUCCAAUGUAAAUGUUAAAUUUAGUUUAGGAGAAAUUAAAAAGGUCAUGCAGCAAUUGUUAAAUGGCCUGUAUUAUAUUCAUAGUAAUAAGAUUUUACAUAGAGAUAUGAAGGCUGCGAAUGUUUUAAUUACAAAAAAUGGCAUAUUAAAACUGGCUGAUUUUGGUUUAGCAAGAGCAUUUAGCACUAGUAAGAAUGGUCAACCAAAUCGUUACACAAAUAGAGUUGUUACUCUUUGGUACAGGCCUCCGGAGUUAUUAUUAGGAGAUAGAAAUUAUGGCCCACCAGUAGAUUUAUGGGGCGCCGGAUGUAUAAUGGCUGAAAUGUGGACAAGAUCGCCUAUAAUGCAAGGUAAUACAGAACAACAACAAUUAAUAUUAAUUUCACAAUUAUGUGGUUCUAUAACGACUGAAGUUUGGCCAGGAGUAGAACGUUUAGAAUUAUUUAAUAAAAUGGAUCUACCCAAAGGGCAGAAAAGAAAAGUUAAAGAUAGACUGAAGCCAUAUUUAAAAGAUCCGUACGCAUGUGACUUGUUGGAUAAACUUCUUAUCCUUGAUCCUAGUAAAAGAUACGAUUCUGAUUCUGCUUUAAAUCACGACUUCUUCUGGACUGAUCCAAUGCCUUGUGAUCUCAGUAAAAUGUUAGCACAACAUACACAAAGUAUGUUUGAAUAUCUAGCACCACCAAGACGACCAGGUCAUAUGCGACAUCCUCAUCAUCAAGUACCAGGUGGUCCGACAAAACCUAGUUCAAGUAUGGCCGAUAGUGGAUAUCAAGAUCGAGUUUUCUAAAUAAAUUAAUAAGAUUAGCAUAUGUAAUAAUGAAUGCGUCCCAUAGCAUUUUUAUUUUUUAGUCUUUUUUAUAAGAAUAUAAUAUAUUUAAUAUUAUUCAUUAUGGCCCAAUAAGCCAAGAAAAAGGACUCGAUAUUACAAAAUACAAACAUAUAAACUAUUAAUUUUAUAACUCAUAAAUUAGUUACAGUCUUUUUUAACUUAAAAUAAACUUAAUCUAAUUUCGUUUAAUACAAUGUUCCUAAAAGGAACUCUUUGGUACUUUUAAGUGUACUUUAAACUUUAAAGUACGCAUGAUACUUUAUAUCUUGUGAUAUAGUUUAGUAGUUUAUAUUUUAUUCUAAUGAUUCAAUUUUUAUCAUACUUUUCUUUCAGUAUUGUUUUUAAUUUUUUCUCUUUGUUCAAUUGCUGUUCUACUCUUAUUUGACUGUAACCACAUUCUUCGACGUGUGCCAGCCAUGAUUUCAACUUUUUCUUUUCCCCUAUAUAUGUAAAUAUUUUGACUUUCUCAAUAUUAUUU